Chiloscyllium plagiosum (whitespotted bambooshark) is the source of this 2540-nucleotide messenger RNA. RefSeq names its product progestin and adipoQ receptor family member 3-like. The record is from RefSeq and is a predicted model, not a curated record. Gene Ontology annotation, cellular component: membrane. Gene Ontology annotation, molecular function: signaling receptor activity. Lineage: Eukaryota; Metazoa; Chordata; Chondrichthyes; Orectolobiformes; Hemiscylliidae.
AAAAUAAAAUAAAAUUGAUAAAUAAAUCGACGAAAUCAAUCAGGCGGUUCCGAGACGCCAGGACAGCCUGUGAGGCCCCGCUCCAUGGGCUCCGUUGACUUGAGUUGCAGAACAGGAUGAUAGCGGCUUUGCGUGUAGCGCGGUAGAAAGAACGGAGAGGAAAAUGCAAAAUACCUUCGCAAAAUGUCCCCGGCACUUUCCCAAAAUGUAAUCGGACAAAGAUCAACACUUCGUUCUUCUGUGCUUGAGGCAGAGGUUGAACAAUGGAGUAUUGUUAUUCCAGCAGUGAGCAAGACCUCAAAACCUAUUUAGGCUACCAGAACAAGAUGACUCAUAACAUCCUGAAGAGUUUACACCGUGUUGAACUUGGUGGAUACAACUACUGGCCACUCUUCUCCCAAAUUGGAAUUCGCCUUUAUAGCUAUGAAGAAAUUCCGACCUUUUUAAAGGGCAAUCCUUAUAUCACUGAUGGAUAUAGGGCCUACUUACCGUCAAGCUUAUGUAUCAGAAGCCUCUUUGUAUUGUCCAAUGAGAGUGUGAACAUAUGGAGCCAUUUGCUGGGGUUUUUCCUCUUCUUCGUCAUUGUCCUACACGAUACUUGCUUCCUCCUCCCGUCGUCGAACAGCACCAGGGAUGACUACGUGGUUUUCAUUAUUUUUGGCUUUUGUUUUCAGUUCUGCAUGUUAUGCUCAGCAGGAUAUCAUUUAUUCUGUUGCCAUCAUUCAGAGAAGACUAGUCAGCAGUGGCUUGCUCUCGAUUAUGCUGGCGUCUCCGUAGGAAUGCUGGGAUGUUAUGUCCCAGGAGUCUUUUAUGCCUUCUAUUGUGCUGAGUAUUGGAGACAAGUGUACCUUAUAACCGUGCUGGCCAUGAUUUUUGUAAUGUUCCUCACACAAAUCCAUCCGCAUUAUGCCUCCCAGCAUUGUCACAAGCUGCGCAUCCUGCUGUUCUGCUUUAUCGCUGCAUACGGAUUAAUCCCCACCGUUCACUGGAUAUUUCAGAAUGGGGGAAUUGGGGAACCGGUGGUUAAGGUGUUUGCACCGAGAGUAGGUGUGAUGUAUCUACUAGCAAGUUUGGCAUUUUUGUUUUAUUACAGUAAAGUACCUGAGAGGUACUUUCCUGGGAAGGAAAUCUGCCAUCCUUACCCGGUCAUGUCUACAUAUGAUUCCAGAUCUACUGUAAUGUGGUUGACCCUUAACUGCCCUCUGAAAUAACUGAGCAAGACACUCGAAUCAAGGAUAAAUAGGGAUAGGUAAAAAAUGUUGACCUUGCCAUUGAUGUCCACAUCCCAGGGGGAAAGUAAAACUGCUGUGUACCUUCAGACAAUUCCUCCAAAACGUAAACAGCAGCAUAUCUUUACUCCUUGUUAGAAAGUUUUGUGUGUGAAUUUGGCAACAUUACAGCAAUAGUUUAGACACAUUUAAACCGAUACAAUGUAUUUUAGGGCAUCAAAAUGUGGUGAUAAAUAAAAUGCAAUUUGUAUUUUUCUCUGUCUCUUUCUCUUGAUUAGGGAUGGGGAAUAUGUUGGUGUUGUCAGAGACAUUUUGCUGAUUCUUUGUUAAAUUGGUCUUUCACUGCACUUUCUUUUUAAAAAAAGGACUUGUUGAUUCACAAAACCAAUCAAAGAUGUUUUGUGGGCUGAAUGUACAUAUUUAGGGCUGUUUCAGAAUUACAGACACCCUUCCAACUCCUAGAUUUUUACAUAUUGUCCAUUUAAUAUUAAUCUUCCUGCGUAUUAUGAUGGGUUCACUUGAUGUGCUUCCUGGUGAAGUUAAAUCUCAGGCAGAAUAUGUAAUGAGUUCCAAUUAGUGCUCGACAAAAGCUUGCAUAAAGAGGCCACAUACAGAUGUUGGCUAAACUCUCUUAUUUUUGUAUUGUCAACAGUAGAAUGAUUUGGAGAUGCCUGUGUUGGACUGGGGUGUACAAAGUUAAAAUGACACACCAGGUUAUAGUCCAACAGGUUUAUUUGGAAGCACUAGCUUUCGGAACGUUGCUCCUUCAUCGGGUGAUUGUGGUAUGCAAAAGGCUUAGGAGGAUAUUAGAUAAUAGAGGUCUUCAAAAUAAAACAUUGAGAGGUUGAUUGACCAAAGGUUUCUUGCAGUGGGGGAUCAGUGAAAAAGAGCAUUGAUCCUCAGUAGCAGUUGGGGAGGGGGGAUGACAGAAUUGUCGACUUAUGGAGAGAUAUUGGAGAGAAGUUUUGAAGCAGACGUGAGAAGCAGUUUGAUAUUUCAACUAGAGAAAAAAGCAAGACAGUGGGUACGGUAAGAAAAUGAGACUGGAACAAAGUUGGUACAGGCACUGAAAUAAUUGCAUGGAGGCCAGUAUCCCGUCACCAAAUGACCCUUCAUUUAUAUGUGCACAGCACAUAGGCUCUGACCUGCCAACUUAGGGUUAACUGGCCCAGGGUUAACAACCUGAAUCAGGGAUCUUAUGAGAUCCACCUGGCCUUGGGUUCCAAUCAUGACAGGCACUGAGCUUCAAUGCCUCCUGUGUGCUGUAGUGGUUAGCACUGCUGCCUCACAGCAUUAGGGUGCUCCGGUUUC